Babjeviella inositovora NRRL Y-12698 is the source of this 1214-nucleotide messenger RNA. RefSeq lists its product as uncharacterized. The transcript has a single exon. Lineage: Eukaryota; Fungi; Ascomycota; Pichiomycetes; Serinales. The coding region runs from base 153 to 1109 and encodes 318 amino acids. The record is from RefSeq and is a predicted model, not a curated record. Gene Ontology annotation, molecular function: protein binding; metallopeptidase activity.
UAUAAAACAGUCGCCAUCAAAUAUUUCUGAUAACCUGCAUGGAUCACACUUAGUGCUGGCGUUUACACGGCGCGAAAAAUUCUGCGAAAUUUGCCUAUAUGAAAACCGAGACUUAGGCGCCAGCAAUCUGAAUCAACUCGCCCCACACAACAAUGUCCACUAAAACCGCCAUUCAGAAGCCAAGCACCGCUGCUGUGCAGUUAGACGCCUCUGUGAUCUUCAAGAUCGCGAACCCGACCGCCGGAAACGGUCCGGUAUAUGGGUUCACCGACACUGACGCCGAUGUUUUGCACAUCUCGAAGGCGUUUGCGUUCCCAAACUCCGCCCAGCACGAGAACUAUGACAACUUCACCAAGUUAAAGUCGAAUGUGCGCUUCACCAGCGACCACGCCGAAGCUUUCAAGCGCGCUGAAGACGGUGUGGAAUUCUUGGGCUGGUACCUCACCACUAAGACCGCGGGACGCUUCCUCACAACCCAGUUGGUGGACUCUUUGUACCACCAGACGGUCAAGAACAGCAGCACCUUGUUGCUUGUCAACAACCAGUUCAACACGGGUAACGACUUGAACCUCAAGGCGUACCGCUUGAACGAGUCAUUCCUUAAGUUGUACUCCAACCAAGAAGAGAGAUUCGUCACCAAAAACUUGCAGGAGAACAAAUUGAACUACGACAACUUGUUGGUUGAGGUGCCAGUGGCGGUCCACAGUAACUCGUUGGCGAGCUUGAGUGCGGCGCGCGCACCGGCGCAUCUCGCAACUGUGGCCGCGUCUGCGAACCUCGUGUUGAACAACAAGCACGAGUCGAUCGGCAACGCCUUCGAUCACUUAUUGGACCAGAUCGAUGAUCUCAACCACGACCUCAACAAUUUCAACUACUUCCAAAGAAACCAAACCCGCGAGACCACCAAAAUCAAGCAGUGGGUCAAGCAGCAGGAAGCCAAGGGCGCCGACACCAACUGGGAGAAAUCUGGCCAGUUCAAAUUGCCAUAUGAGCCGUCCAGAUUCGAAAACUAUGUCAUUGGAAACUCUAUCAGGGGCACCUGUGCCGACUUGUACGGUGAGUGUGAGGCUGAGUUGUUGAAGGCCAGUGUGGUGGAGAAGAGCCUCUAGGGUUUGUGUGCAUUAGCGAACAAGGCGUUGAAACCUUGUAUAUUCAAUUACGUAGGGCUCUAGAUAGCUUUGUAUAUUCUUAAUUCAGGCUACCGAAUGGGGCCG